Messenger RNA from Arachis ipaensis, 651 nucleotides. NCBI's taxonomy places the organism in Eukaryota, Viridiplantae, Streptophyta, Magnoliopsida, Fabales, Fabaceae. The record is from RefSeq and is a predicted model, not a curated record.
AUGGCAAUGGCAAGCUGGGAUCCUCUGAGACCCAGAUAUGAGCCCGGGUUAGGAGUAAACCCUGUUAGAGCAAUUUUCAACAGAGGGACGAGGAAGAACAAAGAAGAAAACUCAGAAGGACAAGAGGUGGAAGAAAGAGCGCGUGGAGAACAUGACCACAAUACAGAGAGUGAAAGCAGGCAUUCAGAAAAUAACAGAGUAGGUGAAUCCAAAAGUAAACAUCAAGGGUCAGAGAAGGAGGGAUUUGCGGGAGAAAAGGAAACUGAAAGACUGAGAGUGAUGGGGGAAGAGAAGAAUGACGACGAAAUCCCUGAAAAAACGGGAAAAGAAAAAGGAGAGAGAAACGAGGAUAAUCAGAAUAGAGAAGGAGGAAAAUAUACUGACGAAAGAAAAGAUAAUGACAGAGAAAAAGACAUCAUAGAGGAACUUGGGAACCUUCUACAAAACCUAGUGGAAAAAGGAAGGACCAAGCGUAUGGGCCAACAUGAAACAAGCCCAAAACAAAAAGAGAAUGAAUAUCAAGAAAUGAGGAAUGAGAACCAGGUGGGCCUGCCCAUGAAGAAAAAACUUGGACAGCCAAAAAGAAAGUACAAACCACAAACCAAAAAACUCCAAGGAGGUUCAAAACAGCAACAGGGUGGACCUCUGUAA